AUGGCUUUAAGAAACAAAAGGAAAUAUAAUUCAAAAAACAAGAGAGUUGGAUAUAGAAACAACAUUAAAGAGUAUUUAUAUUCAAAAGAGAAAAGAGAAAAAAAGAUUUAUAAUGAAAAAUAUGGAGAAAGUUUAGCUAUUAGAACAGGUCAAAUAUUUUCAGGAACGAAAUCAAGAUCAUAUAGUGAUAUUAUUCUAGUUGAAAGAAUUGCUAAUCAAUUAACUAAUGCUUUUGGACAACACGUUGCAAAAUAUGGAUCACUUUCGGGAUGUGAUAUGUUUUCAAUUGCCGAACAUUUUUUUGUAGGUGAGGCACUUGCUUGGGUAAAAGAAUAUUUCAAGGUAGCUAAUAGAUAUAGUCAACUUCAACAAAUAAAUAAUGUAUUAGAUCACGUUCUGCAAAAUGAUAAUAUAUAUUUCAUCGGGAAUGAGUACAGACCAGAUAUAUUUAUUGAAGAUUUUAUAGCUAGAUUCAAGCCGAUCAUACAUCCAUAUCAAAUGAUUAACAUCACGAAAACCAUCAACGAACGACGACUUUAA
Molecule: messenger RNA, 540 nt
Organism: Lodderomyces pseudojiufengensis
Lineage: Eukaryota; Fungi; Ascomycota; Pichiomycetes; Serinales; Debaryomycetaceae
Exons: 1
Coding region: 1-540 (179 amino acids)
Source: RefSeq, a predicted model, not a curated record